CUCCCCCGUUACCGUCGGUCACCGAUCAGCGGAAUCCAGUGCCUGACGCGUCGCGUGCGCUGCUCGUGCAGACCGAGAGAGAAUCAGAGAGGAAUCGAUCCUGCGGCGCGAUGGGAACGUUCCGGAGCGCAGCGGUCGGUCUGGAUGAGGAAGAGGAAGAGGAGGAGGAGGAGAGGCGCUGGGAAGUUGAGCGUCUUCCUCCACUGCUCGAGGACGAGGAGAACGUGUCUCUGGCUGAUAUUCUGUGUCUACGGGACGGUGGGCUGUCGGAGCAGGAGUUGUGGGCGGUGUGUGUGGAGUGUGUUCGUUCUCUCCAGAGCAUCGGCCUCUCACCGCUCUUUCACACCCUCUGCGUGACGCCCGACACGCUGGCCUUCAACGCUCACGGUAAUGUGUGCUUCAUGGAGCAGCUCAACGGUGAUCCUGACGGCUGUUUUGUUCCUCCAGAGUUGGAGAAGACUGGAAGCACAUUUGAGGUGAGAAAACAUGAGUCCAGGAACUGCUUGUUUUGUCAGGACAUUCUCUCUCAGGCGGAGGCUGUGCUCGGCGACGUCUCGCCCACAACCGUCUGCCGCAAACUGUCUGCCAUCGGCCGAAGAGUCCUCUCCAUAGAGUCCAUCGCUGCUCUGCACGAUGGAUGGGAGAAAUCCAGUUUCCAGUUUCUGGAUCACAAAGCCUGGAGAUCAAACUCCACGGAGAAACCCGACGGCGAUCGGAUCAUGAUCAGAAACUACUCUGCCGAUUCGUACGAUGGCGAGGAUCUGCUGCUGAGACGCAGAGGUCAGCUCUGUAAUGGCUCUCCGUGGUCUGGAAGUUCAGACAGCAGGUCUCAGAACAGUUCUCCGGUGCACAGGAGGAGUCAGGAGAGGAGGCCCGGGAGAGCCAGGAGAGCCCUGAACCGCUCCUGCUCGGUCCCGGACUCCAACAACCCUCGAGCGCUCAGCCCACCGUCCCACGCGCCCAUCAGCAUGAUGAUGGCCGACCUGUCCGAGAUCACGGAGGAGGAGAGCUGGAGUGGGAGACUGCGGCGGCCCAAAGCCAGGGAGGACCAGGAAUCGACGGCUGAACCCGAUGCAUGCAAGACGGAUCAGACUGAAGCUGUAGACGCUCAAAGCCCAACGGCCUCGGAAGAUGGAGAAACGCACGCAGACGCAGACCUGUGCAGAUCCAACCAUGCCAACAAAACUGUGUUGUGCCUGAAUGAGGAAUCUCACAGUCAGUGGAUCUCUUUGCGGGAGCUGCUCUCGUGCUCUGGUCAGCCGUUCUCAGUGAAUGAGCUCUGGGCUUUAUGCUACACGUGUCUCUCCACACUACAGACAUAUAUCGACCUCCCAGACUACCUGUGUCUGGACUCUGUGUAUGUGGGCUGUGAAGGAGAGAUGCUGUUUCUGAGACCUAAAAACUUAGCCUCCUGUGAUGCAUUUUUUCUGGCUCCUGAGUUUCAAGAACAUGGAAUUGUGACGGAAAAGGCGUGUGUGUAUGGGGUAGCAGCUGUUCUCUGGGCUACAGCCAAGUUUAAUUUGUCUCCCAAUCAAAAGCUGGCCAUGCCGAGAAAACUCAAGAGACUUCUGCUUGAGAUGGCCAAAAGAACUCCAAUCGAAAGACCUUCUAUUGAAAUGGCGAAAAAGUCUUGCUGUGACUACCUCUCCCGCCAGAGAACGAAUGCCGAGAGCGUGUGGACGCAGAUCAUCAGCCGAGUUCACCAGGCAUUCGAUGGGAAUAGAGAUACAGAGGAAUCAUCUUCUCCCGAGUGUGCUGAAAACCCAUCUGACCCACACUUGGGAGAAGUUCAGACAGGUUUUGUCCCGUUGGCCAGCGAGGGCCGUUUGGAGCCUGUAGCUGGUCCAGUUCCUCAUCAUUACCCAGAAUCCUCCAGCAGCGUCAGACUGCCCGAGGCCUUCACUUCUCCUGCCACACACUUCAGCCCCAUAAUACUGACUCAUCACCCGCAGUUUGAGCUGAUUGUCAGUGGACGCUCUGUUGAGGACAUCACGGAUGAAACGAUCCUGCGAGAGGCAGAUGAACAGGAAGAGAGCGGCACUGAGGAUGAUGAGACGGCUGGUGUUUUCUCUGUCAGUUAUUCAUCAUCAUCCAGCUGUAAGACUCUUGUGAAUUCACCGCCUCCAGCGACUCCCCAAAUAACCAAUCAAGAAACAGAAGACCAGCCACACUUCCCUGCCUUGUCCUGUGCUAAUGGGAUUUGUAACAACUUCCUGCUACAGCAAGACCCCCUGACAGGAAAUCUGACCCUGCUUCCUGUUCAGAUCGCCGUGCUUCAGCCAAUCACAGGCGCGGAUGAAGCUUCUGAUGGCAGUGUGAGGAAUGAAAGCGUCUGUUUGACCCACAGAGACUCGGCAGUGUCUCCUGAAAGUCCAGUGACAGAUAUAAGAGUUCAGCCCCACGCUCCGCCUCACUGUGUGAAUAUUAGCCCGUCACGCUCGCGUCUGCAGCACAUCAUUGAGCUGCUCAGAGAACAGUUUGCUUUUGAUGGCUACCUGAAGAAUGGAGUUCAAGAUCUGGCUAUGGGAGAAUACAUCUUCUCUUUAGAAACCCUCCAGUUUGAGACCUUUUGUCGAGCGAUAACGGAGAAAUUUGGUGAUCUGUACUGGGAUCAGAAGCUGUUGUGUGACCUGCACCGUCUGAUCAACCAGCAUUCAUGCCCACGCGUCUCUGAUGAACAGUCCUCCUCAAAGGCGGUGGAAAGGGCAGCAGCAUCACUCCAGAGCGCCAGACAGCGUUUGUCCAGCGAGGCAAAGGCUCAUCUUGACCACAGUGCAAACCUCUGUCCUUCAGAUCGACCGGAGAACCAGCUGGACAAGAUGAAGAAAGAACCGGAAUGCUGCAAAGUAAAUGAGCUUAAAUACAGAGAAACAGCAGAUGGACAAAACCUAGAGGAGACGUGCUGGAGACGAGACACACAGGAAGUGACAUCAAAGGAUGACAACAAAGAGCUGAUGGAUCUGAUGGCUCCAGACGGUGGCGCUGCAGAGUGUGUUUGUGCAGCUGAAGCGCGGCUCGCUCCCGACACGGACGACUGUGACUCUGUGAUGUCUGAGCGGACGCUCUCGGUCUGCAGCGGUCCUCGGCUGGCCCCGCGCGGCUCCUGGGCUCUGGCUCUGUACGGGGACGACUGCUUCGGUCUGGAUGUGCUGGAGUACACACAGAAACUCAGCAGUCACAGCCAGUCGCCCACGCUGGAGGACAAAUCACAGGAGCUUCACCAGCAGCUGAUUAUUGAGAGCAGAAAUCUGAAAAAGACCAGUACUUUCUACCACAAGCUGAUUCAGCAAGAGAGGAAAAAUAAAGGUUCAGACACAAAGGUGAUGGUGUCUAAAGUCAAACUGCAGUUGGACGAGCUCAGAGAAAAAGUUGAGUUUCUGCAGUCUGUCAAGAAAUAUCUCCAGGUGUUGUCUGUGGAUCAAUGGGGUUUGGCGCUCUCUCUGCUGCCCUCUCUGGCUGCUUGUGGAGCUGCACCUCUGGACGAUCCUGCGCUUCUGCACGUUCUGUGUGAGCAGCGCCGGGGCAAAGGCUGCCCGCUAGUGACCGCCACCGCCAGAGGCCUCAUGGCCUACCUGUACGCCAGGAACGCUCACUGCGAGGGGUUUAUUCAGCAGUUUUUCUACACGUAUCGCUACUUCUGCACCUCGGAGGAGCUUCUGCGGUUUCUAAUGGACACAUUUAACAGCACACUGGGAGCGAAUGAAGAUCCCUCAUCAGACAGAGCUAAAGUCUAUCAGCGCACUCUGGAUUUAUUACACUUCUGGAUUGAAGACGUACAGUUAGUGGACUUCAGCUCCAGCUCCAGCCUCCUGCAGACGCUCGAAGCUUUCCUGAGCGCUCAGGUGGCACCUGUGGACAGUCGAGGAGAGAGUUUGCUGGCGGCGCUCCAGGCCUCACCCAGGAGGAGGCGCGUCUGUGGCCCGUCAUGUGUGUUUGACGCCUCCAUCAGCGGCCCAGAUGACAAGGAGAAGCUCUCAGUGAACUCCUCAUGCAGGAGACCAUCCAUCCAAGAUGCUGCUCCAAAGGGUUUCCAGUGGCGUGUGGUGGAGCCUCAGACGCUCCAGAGUAAAGAGAAAGUCUUCUCCAUCGCUGCGGCUCUUCCUCAGCCGUGUUACGCCUCUCUGAUGAGUCUGAGAUCAGACGAGAGACGUCCCUUCAGUCAGAGCGAGCACACGCCGCUGCACAUCGCUCAGCAGCUCACCUUACUGGAGCAGGAAAUAUUUCAGGACUAUCAUCCGGUUCACUUCCAGAAGUCAAGAGCUCACGGAGUGACAGAAAGCUCUGGAAACAUUUCCAGGUGUGCGUCUCCAGCCUCCUCGCCUCUAGAGGGCAGCAGUCUGUUGCUCAGGGAUGUGUCGGGGCCCCGGGGCCCGCUGCAGAGGCUCCUCACACACGCAGACUGUGUCGCUGACUGGGUUUCUGCUGAACUCGUCAUCUGUGACUCGGCCAAGGCACAGACGGCUUUACUCGCUCGCUUUCUCGCCGUUGGCAAGUUCUGCUACGAGACGAGAAACUUCGCCACAGCCAUGCAGAUUCUGUCGGGGCUGGAGAACGUGAUCGUGAGGCAAUUACCGGCGUGGAAGCAGCUCUCGCUGAAGGUGUGCGAGGCUCUGGAGGAGCUCAGGGCUGUUCAGGUGUUUCUGAAGAGUGAUAGUCUGUGUCUGAUGGAGGGAGAGAAGGGCAGACGGCUGCCGACUCUCCCAGACGUUCACAUCUUGGCCAUACACAUCCAGCAGCUGGAGAUCGGAGCGUUUACCAUGACCAGCGGAGCGUACAAGUGGCCCAAACUGAGGAACAUUGCGCGUGUGGUCAGUCAGGUCCACGCCUUUCAGGAGCGUCUCUAUUCCUACCCUCCCGACCUUGAGCUGCAGUUGUACCUGCGUGGGAGAAUCGCACGCUUCGGCAGGUGUGACAUCCCGCUCCUCGCCUCCGACAACCACAUCAACUUCAGCCAGACCCCCGCCGCUCGCCGGAUCCACGACACGCUGCGCCGCGUCAAAGCGUCUUUCCAGUGACCGGCACAGAUGUGCAACGAGCCAGAACUAUGGUGACCAAGAGAGCUCAGUGCGCUGCAACUAAAGAAAACACAUGCAAAUGGGAAAA
This is a messenger RNA of Sinocyclocheilus anshuiensis, 5103 nucleotides long. It is a transcript of the gene kndc1, whose product is annotated as kinase non-catalytic C-lobe domain containing 1. The coding region runs from base 111 to 5015 and encodes 1634 amino acids. NCBI's taxonomy places the organism in Eukaryota, Metazoa, Chordata, Actinopteri, Cypriniformes, Cyprinidae. Gene Ontology annotation, biological process: small GTPase-mediated signal transduction; regulation of dendrite morphogenesis. Gene Ontology annotation, molecular function: guanyl-nucleotide exchange factor activity. Gene Ontology annotation, cellular component: dendrite; guanyl-nucleotide exchange factor complex; neuronal cell body. The transcript is spliced from 29 exons. The record is from RefSeq and is a predicted model, not a curated record.